AUGGUUGGGCAAGACGGAGAGAAAAGGUUGAGUGGAGGAAGAAGGUUCGCUGGGUAUGGUGGAGAGAAGGGGCUGAGUGGAGGAGAAAGUGCGGCUGGGUACGGUGAUUGGUGGGUGAAGUGGGUGAGGGAGAAGAUGAAGAUUAGUUUCAAGUACAAAAUGCCACAGAUUGAAUAUUUAAACACUAAGCAUUUCAGGCUCAGUAAUCUUCACAAUUUAAUGAUGCAUUCUCAAGAAUCUGCAAUUCAAUCGCCCAAUACAAUUAUAGAUGCCACACCAGCAUCAAGUGGAGGGAUGAAGUAA
Dovyalis caffra is the source of this 303-nucleotide messenger RNA. The record is from the annotation of a GenBank genome assembly. NCBI's taxonomy places the organism in Eukaryota, Viridiplantae, Streptophyta, Magnoliopsida, Malpighiales, Salicaceae.